AUGCAGGUCCAAGAUGACCUUGCAACCCUCUUUUCCCGCAACCUGACUUUCAACCCUGAAGUCCAGAGUCAGGCCCCGGCCAAGGUGGAAGAGGAGCUUAAGCAGCAGACCCCAGACCCCACCCCCACCAAUGCCGCGCCAACUCCGGCCGCAGCUCCCAUUGUCUACUCCAUAACCCAGCACUACAACCACUCCGCGCAUCUCGCUCGCCAGCAAGAGCCCCAACAAGAGAUUCAGCGUCCCUCCUCUGAGCCUCCCCAGACUGAGCAGAUUACUCCCGAGGCUGUGCUCAGCCAGCACGGCGUUGACCCGUCCGUAUUGUCCCCUGCCCAAAUCCAACUCUUCCGAAUCUCCGAGGAACCCCACCAACUGCGCUUGAUCGAGCUCUGGUGCGCCGCCCCGCCUACAUCGAGCAACGACAACCCCUCCCUGGCAUGGACAAGCACCACACUUGAGCAGGAAGAGCAGCUGGCACGCAUGCGGUACGAGCGCACAGAAGCUGAGAAGCAACAGCAGCAAAAUGCGGUUAUGAGCCUCGACGGAACUCAGGUCCAAUCUGACGAUGGUCGUUGGCUUGCGAGCUCUAUCUCCCAUCACGUUGAGCCCUACAUGAUGUCUGGCUACGAGGAGAUGAUGCGCCGUGAGUAUGAGCGGGAGCAGAAGCGUGAGCGUGAGCGUGAGGAGGCUGAGCUCCGCUUCUCCGGCAACAAUUACUCCCAUUACGGAUCCGCCAUUGGCUCAACAUAUAAGCCGGCCACCGACCCCGUAUAUAAGGGUUUUGGGGAUGACUGGGCCCGUGAGCAGCAGAUGCAGAUGGAGAACCAGUAUGGUGCUUUCCAACAAUUUGGUGGUCCGACAGGGAACUUGGAGGCCAUGGAAAUCUUGUGA
This is a messenger RNA of Colletotrichum truncatum, 888 nucleotides long. RefSeq lists its product as uncharacterized. The record is from RefSeq and is a predicted model, not a curated record. NCBI's taxonomy places the organism in Eukaryota, Fungi, Ascomycota, Sordariomycetes, Glomerellales, Glomerellaceae.